Messenger RNA from Neoarius graeffei (lesser salmon catfish), 1892 nucleotides. Its product is annotated as zf-DHHC domain-containing protein. The record is from RefSeq and is a predicted model, not a curated record. The transcript is spliced from 9 exons. Gene Ontology annotation, molecular function: palmitoyltransferase activity. NCBI's taxonomy places the organism in Eukaryota, Metazoa, Chordata, Actinopteri, Siluriformes, Ariidae. Bases 17 to 907 code for a protein of 296 amino acids.
AGUAGGGGACAGUAAGAUGGCUCUCCUGCGCUGUCGGAGAGACCCCUGCGGGUUUAUCUGUCUCAUUCUGACUUAUUUUAGCGUAUUUUAUGCUGACUACGUUGUUAUCCAGUAUGUUCUGAUCCCAGCUUACUCUGGAAGUGUAUGGUGCACACUUCAUGGAUCUGUCUUUAAUGUAAUAUUACUGCUGCUUCUGGCCUGUCAUUCAAAAGCUGUGUUCUCAGACCCAGGUAUGGUUCCUCUUCCUGAGACAGCCAUUGAUUUCUCAGACUUGAGGUCUCAGUCCAGCCGUGUGAAUGACAGGGGGUGUGAAGGCUGGACUGUGUGCAGUCGUUGUGAAACUUAUCGUCCUCCUCGUGCACAUCACUGCCGAGUGUGUCAGCGCUGCAUCAGACGCAUGGAUCACCACUGCCCGUGGAUCAAUAAUUGUGUUGGAGAGCUCAACCAGAAGUACUUCAUCCAAUUUCUCUUCUAUACUGGCAUGGCCAGCCUAUACUCUAUGGCUUUGGUGGUGUCAGCGUGGGUAUGGCGGAUACGGAGUGAAAGAGAUGGAGAUGGAGAAAAAGGAGAGGAUGUUCCCAGCAAGCAUCUGAUAGUGGCACAUUACAUCAUCCUAUUAGUGGAGUCCAUUCUGUUUGGUGUUUUUGUUGUGGUGAUAUUUUAUGACCAGCUGGUGUCCAUUAUAACAGAUGAGACACCCAUUGAGCAGAUGAGAAACAGACUGAUGAAGGACCGACCCAACAGCGGACAGUCAGUCCACACGACACAGACCAGAAAACCUAAAGUCGCAUUGCUGAGGGAGGUGUUUGGAAGAGGCUCUGUGCUGUGUUGGCUAUUACCGUUCCAGUCCUCUCCCCCAUCUGCUGGAGGAAUCAGUUACUCACCUGUUCCUGAUUAUGACGUGUAAAGAUGGACAUCAGCAUUACUUUACAGUCUGGAUGAAGGAAGGAUGAGUGUGUUUAUAAAGUGUAGCACUGUUAUGCAGUAGCUUUUAAUUUGUGUACACACUCAUACACAGUGUUGUCAAGUGACAAGCGCGAUUAAGUGAGACAUUACAUUUUCUUUCUUACAGCUAUAUAGCUGUUUUUCUGUCAUCCUGGCCUCAGUUGUUUACUUUUGCAAAUAUAAUAAACGGAGGAAUAGGGAUGCUCAGUUGAAUAUUAACAUAUUGAAUAAAUUAUAGAUAAUUGUGUAACUAAUCUAGGCAGGCUGUAAUUUUAUUAGCUACUGUAAAAUCUGUUCCACUGUCAUGUUUGGUACAUAUGAGUCCUUCUGUUUAAUGCAUGAAAAAUGUAUCAAUUUCUUCACAUUUAUUUUUGCAAAUGCAAACACUAUAAUAUACUUGAAUAUAGAUCCUGAGAAGGUUUCUGAAGUUUCUCAGUGAGCUGUAUCGCUGUUGAAAUACAGUAGAACAUGAAGCAGCAGUAUCUCUAACACCAACACUGUGUUAAUGAAAUCAGAGCCAGUCAUGUAGUUGAACAAAGUUGCUGUUACUUGGGGGGCUUUUGAUUAAAACAAUAUUAAGAGACUUACUAAACAUUACUGACGUUUGACUUGCACUGAACUUUUUUUCUUUCCCCAUUUGAAUGUUCAUUUUUAUUUUAUUUAUUUAUCAUUCAUUCAGUGAUUGUUAGUCAUUUGGUUUUGAGUCUAUAGGUGUUUUUAUUAAAUGUAUAUAAAUGUAUUUUAUAGCAUUUGAUGCAGGAAAAUGUUGGAGCUCUUUCAGGAUACUGGGUUCAGUUAUUCAAGUGCUUUUUUUGUGUGUGUAAUUUUUAAUACAUUUGUUUGGUUGUUUUGACAGAUUGAAGGAUGGGUACAUGGCUAAUGUAAGAUGUUUACACUGAUAUUUAUUGUACUUUAACUGUCUAAAUGCUGCUUAAUUAAAGAUGACC